Molecule: messenger RNA, 4602 nt
Organism: Sitophilus oryzae (rice weevil)
Lineage: Eukaryota; Metazoa; Arthropoda; Insecta; Coleoptera; Curculionidae
Product: centrosome-associated zinc finger protein CP190-like
Biological process (GO): regulation of transcription by RNA polymerase II
Cellular component (GO): nucleus
Molecular function (GO): RNA polymerase II cis-regulatory region sequence-specific DNA binding; protein binding; DNA-binding transcription factor activity, RNA polymerase II-specific
Source: RefSeq, a predicted model, not a curated record
CCCCCUGUAUCACAUUAUAGAAGUUAUUAGUUCAAUAUGUUUGGAGUAGCAUUAAUAAGAUGGAGCCAACAUUUUAAUAAUAAGGAAAAGAUUAUAGCGUAAGUGUUUAAAGUGAACAAGUGAUCUGAAUAGAUAGAAAAAUGGUUGAGACUAGCAAGCAGGUGAGAGUGGACAAUUGGGGAAUUUACUUCCUGCAACGUCUUCAGUUGUUCUUUUCCAAAACCGACUACUGCGAUUUGACCCUGCAAUUCGAGGGUAACGUCCAACUGAAAGUUCAUCGUUUAGUAAUGAACGCCUGUACCGAAUACUUUACUUUUCUGGAACAAACAUGUUCAGCACUGGAUGAUAGCACUAUCAUAAUGCCGAGCGAUCUACAGGCUGAUGUUAUUGUACCCAUUGUUAAUUUUAUGUAUACAGGUAUGUUAGAAUACCAUCCGAGUAUCUUUACAAAGUUAUACAAAGCCGCUGAAGUGAUGAAUAUUGCCGUUUUAACGAAACUUUUGGAUGAAAUCAAUUACAAGAACAAUCCGGUACCUAAAGGGAAAAAGAGUGUUAUGAGUAGCUGGCAGAAUAAGAAUAUACAUAAGCCAGCUUCACCAGUUGCUGGUGACUUGCCAAGUCCUCUGCCGGCAAGGAAACUACCUGUAUGGAAACGAAAACAAUCUGCGUCUACGGUUCAUCCGACAUCAACAACUUUCAAUAAUUCUAAAUGGAUUGAGGGGCCUAUUGAGAGGGAUCCUUUACUGGUACUGGACAACGCUCCCAAACCCACCCGCUUCGAAUGGCCCGACGACGACCUCAAGCACAUCACGCCGCUGGACUCGAGCGCCUUCGACUCCAGCGACGUGUCGCUGACCAGCAAGCCGCUGUGGACCAAGGAGGACGACCAAAAAGCCGGCAUCGUCGAGCAGGAGGCAGCCCGCUCGGGCCUGAUGGGCGACUUGAGGGAGUACGAGGAGGAGGACGGUCCGCCCGUUAAGGAGCAACCGGCGGUUUUGCAGAGCGAGGUGUCUUCGAGUAGUAGGGGUGGCGGGGAGGAGACUAGCUUGAAGAGGAAAUCGGAGACGAAGCUAGUAUCGUCGCCUAAAAGGGUGAAAAUUACGGAGCUGGAUGAUGAAACUGUGAUAUGCAUCAAAACCAGCAAUCCAAGCGAACUGGACCAUACGAAGGUGGUGUCGGAAAUACUUAAGAAGUUUCCCGGCCUUGUCAAAAAGAAGAAAAACAUCAAACUGAAAAUUAUCACGGCCAAAGGUGCUUCUGCACCAGCAGUCAAAGAGAAGCCAAAAGUCCAGGCGCCAGUUCAAUUGGAAAAGGUAGAAAAGAUAGAAAGGUCGUACCGAAACGAGUCGAAACCUGUAGUAGUAGAAGCGCAGCCUGUACGGGAUUCCAAAGCGCUUAAAGAAAACAAAAAGCCCCAAAAAAAGUCAAAGUCUUACAAAACUGCCGAUUUCAGGUGUUUCGGCGAUGACGGACCAUGGGCCUGUAUGGAAUGCUUAGGUGAUGGAGAUCCUCCUGAAUUCGUUUUGUACUAUCUCUUCCGUAAACAUAUGACCGACGUCCACGCUGUAGAAUUCGAAGAUUCUCUAUGUAAAUAUUGCGGCAAAAAGUGCGUUACAGACGUACUGAUGGCCUUCCACUUGUACACUAAACAUGGACUGAUACCAAAUUCGAAUAUGAGGUUCCCUAAGUGUUCAAAGUGUCCACUUAUCGCGGUAACAGCCGAAAAAAUUCAACUACAUAGUACGAUUCACGGCGAGGAUGAGGUCCAAUGUCAAAAUUGUAAAUUGGGAUUCUUCACUAAGAAGGACCUGCAUGCCCACGUCCAAAUUUCAGGACAUUGCCAAUCUACUAAACGAAUUAUACACCCUAUUUCAGGAAAGGCGAUCCUGGACUGCGCCUACUGCACGAAAAAGCUGCAGUCCUCGGUGGGCCUGUUCAAUCACGUGCGCACGCAGCAUUUUAAGGAGGCGAUCCGCGACGGCAUCACCAGUCUGGACGAGAAAAUGGACUUCGAGGACAUGGAACAGGAACUGAGCCAGCCGGCACAGGAGCCGGUGAAAGAACCGGAGGCGGUGGCGGUACAGGUGGCGGAUAUUCCGAUUAAGAAGGAGGAGAAAUCGAUAGUACCACAGCCGAAAGAAAGGGUAAAGAUAUUGUCGAAUGUUAAGGUAUCCAAACCAGAAGAGACCCAUAUUGCUGAUACUGAAACGAUUGAUAAUGCUGCAGUAACACAAGCUGACCAAAUUGCUGUUACAACUGCCACUACUGCUCUGAGUAACAUUGGUGGUAGUUUAGCAACCAAUUUAGGUUUAGUAGAUAUUGUAGUAUUAGACGAUAAUCAGCCAUAUAUUUUGCAACAGCCUCAAGGACAGCCUGGUAAUGAAUUCAUACUACCGGAACUUGGAGCAAAUGAUGGUAUAUUACAAGCGGCAGCUGCGGGGUCAGAUAUCAAUUCAACGGACGAGCUUGUCAUGGUUUUAACGGAUCACGAUUAUCAGGACGAGCAGAACAAUGGACAGGGAGACAAUUCGAACAUAGUCGUCCUUUACAGUCAUCCCGUGGAGGGCCAACAAGGACAAUUUAUAACAUCUCAGGGUAACUUACUAGUAAAUUCGCAAGGAAUGCUGGAAAUCCGAAAUGGGGCGGCUAUAACUACGACAGCCGGACAACUUUUAGUGAAUACCACUGAUAAUACCAUAACUACCCAAGCCUCACCAUCUCCCAUAGAAUCCAUAGAAUUGAUAAGGAAGGAAAUCGAAUCUGGUGACGGCACCGGAAAUGGUGAUAAUAGUGCAGAGAACACGCAUGUCGAAGAGGGACAAGAACAUGAAGUUGUUCAGCCAGAACCGGAAUCUGUUGAACACAGUGAAGAAGCAGAAAGAGAAGAAGAAUCAACUACUCAAGCUGAAACUAACGGAGUAAAUAGUUCGCUGGAUACCACCGAUUCUUUACAGGAAGAACCUAUGGAGGUUGAGGAAAUUGGUCCACCUCAAAUUCAAACUAAUGCGCCUGAGGAGAUUCCAGAAAUUAAUCAAAAAGAAGAAGUUUUAAAGGAAGAAAAAGGUAUCCGUCAUCGUUCGAAGGUGAACACGCUCCAGAAAGGAAUCUAGGAUAUUUUAGAUAUUCCACCGUUAGAAGCAACGGACGAUGAGGGCCACGACAUACCCCCAGUUCAAGCUCAAAACAACACAGUUGAGUUAAACGAAGCCACCGAUCUUAAUGAUUCCGGAGACGGUUUGAUUCUUAACGAUACGUCCAGUUAUGAAGCAAUGGAAGUCGAUGGUAUAACAACAAACAUAGAGGCCGAACCGAUUCAGCAAAAUAGUCAAGUUGUCGAAAUCACCAAGGAUGAAGUAUAUACCCAGUCCUGUUCAGAAACUGAUAAUAGCGCAUCACUAGAACAGCACUCUUCAGAAGAAUAUGCUUCGCUAGAUCAAGCAUCAUUAGAGCACCACGCAUCAUCAGAGCAACUGUCACUAGAAAACCACGCUUCAUUAGAACAAGUAUCGAUAGAACAGCCACAUGCUUCGUUAGAACAGCACCAAUCAGAAGAACACCCAUCCUUAGAAGGACUUUCUAUAGAGUCGCAACCCGACAAAUCUCUAGAAGAGUCAAAUGUACAAACAGACAGCUUUAUAAGCCAGGAGGAAAAUCAAAACGCAUCCAAUGAGCUACUAUCAAAUGUUGAGCAUCAGUUUGCCAGUGAAAUCUGUUCAGAAAUACAGGAAACCAAAGAGAAUGAAAAUUGCCAGAUGGAGAAUGAAAAUAACGAAAACGUGGAGGCCGAACAGUUUCAGGAAAACGCAACCUUGGAACAGAUUCAACACAACGCAGCAUCAGAACAGAUUCAUGAAAAUGUCGACCUGGAACAGAUUCACGAAAACGUAGACCUGGAACAGAUUCAUGAAAAUGCCGAUCCGGAACAGGUUCACGAAAAUAUAGACACGGAACAAAUUCAUGAAAAUAUUGACACAGAACAGACUAAUGAAAGUUUAGAUACAGAACAGAUUCAUGAAAAUCUAGAAUCUGAACAGAUUCAGCAAAAUAUGGAACAGGAACAUAUUCAGCAAAACGACAAUAGUAUUCAGUCGCAUUUUGAGGAUUUCACUGACGAGUCUCAGCAGAGUUCCAGUCAGAAAGUGCUGAGGAAUCUGAAUAAGGAGAUAUUGGACGAUUGGGACGAUACGGACAGUCAGCAAAGUCAGAGGAGUCGAGAGUGUGUGCUACAGGACGAGCAGACGAGUAUAGAUCAAGAUUCAAACCAUGUUGUGAAUGAAGCCGUCGAGAAUGUCAACAAACUUAUGGACGACUGGGACGAAGAAGACGAAGAACAGAGUAAAGACUAAAAUCAUUUUUUAUAUAAAUUUCGUGUGACUUUAUGUUAUGGUAGGAUAUUUUAAAUUAUAAAAAAUCAAAUUUAGUUCCUUUUUAAACCUAAAAAAUUAACUUGUACAUAUCUAGAGGUUUACAAAGGACAAUUUUCGUCAAAAAAAACUUUUUUAAUUCGUUUUAGAACUACUUUAUAUACAGUUUUAAGUAGCAAUGGAGUGAUAGAAAUUAUAUUGUGUUUUAAAUAUUAUAUAGGUUCAAAUAUAUUGUACA